CCGAUUCCUGGAUUGCUACGCUGUAAAUGCAAUACCAGCCGAUUCCAUCUCGAGUCCUCUAUGGCGUGCUCAAUAUCAGCACUUCAUUCAAUCCAUCAUUACCAUUCAAGCACCACACUCAAUCCUCUAUUACCAACCAAUCGUCUCACACCCUGUCGUACGGCCUGCAAACCCCAUUCCCACACCCAUUGAACACAAAAUUGAUCGUAACCUCCCCCAUACUACCAUCGUUCCCUGUAUGAACCGGACAGCUCCCGCAGCGAUGGCAACCAUGUCUCUUGAUCCACUCCACCUUCUCCCUAACCUUAAACGCAAAUAUAAUCUCCUGUCUCCCCAUCUUCUGCGCAAAUACGCACGGCCCCUCUUGAGGCUCCCCCGUGCAUCCGCGACACGAAUAGCACGGGCGGCACACGAUUUUCUCGCCGUUUCGGUAGUAUGCUAGGUCCUCUGGGGACGUAAAAAACAAGAAAGAUGAAAUGUGGGUUUGGAUAAGAAGAAGGAGGAGGAGGUUGUAAGGUAGAGAGGGGGGGGGUUACUUACUGAUUUGAGAGAGCGAUUCUAGGAUCUGGUCGAUGCCUGUGUUGCAGGAGGGACAGCGCGCGCUGCCGCGGCAGUUCAGGCCGAGAGCAUUGAUGGUCGCGCGGUUUUCA
Molecule: messenger RNA, 650 nt
Organism: Exserohilum turcica Et28A
Lineage: Eukaryota; Fungi; Ascomycota; Dothideomycetes; Pleosporales; Pleosporaceae
Exons: 2
Coding region: 27-242 (71 amino acids)
Source: RefSeq, a predicted model, not a curated record